AUGUCUAAGGCUGUCGGUAUUGAUUUAGGUACUACCUACUCCUGUGUCGCUCACUUCUCCAAUGACAGAGUCGAAAUCUUGGCCAAUGACCAAGGUAACAGAACUACUCCAUCUUUCGUCGCUUUCACUGACACUGAAAGAUUGAUCGGUGAUGCUGCUAAGAAUCAAGCUGCCAUGAACCCUGCUAACACCGUUUUUGACGCUAAACGUUUGAUUGGUAGAAACUUCUCUGACCCAGAAGUCCAAAUGGAUGCUAAGCAUUUCCCAUUCAAGUUGAUUGACGUCGAAGGUAAGCCUCAAAUUCAAGUCGAAUUCAAGGGUGAAACUAAGCAAUUCACUCCUGAACAAAUCUCCUCCAUGGUUUUGGGUAAGAUGAAGGAAACCGCUGAACAAUACUUGGGUUGUCAAGUUAACGAUGCUGUCGUUACCGUCCCAGCUUACUUCAACGAUUCUCAAAGACAAGCUACUAAGGAUGCUGGUACCAUUGCUGGUUUGAACGUUCUACGUAUCAUUAACGAACCAACUGCCGCUGCUAUCGCUUACGGUUUGGACAAGAAGGGUGGUGAAGAAAACGUUUUGAUUUUCGAUUUAGGUGGUGGUACUUUCGAUGUCUCUCUAUUGUCCAUCGAAGAUGGUAUCUUUGAAGUUAAGGCUACCGCUGGUGAUACUCAUUUGGGUGGUGAAGAUUUCGAUAACAGAUUAGUUAACCAUUUCGUUCAAGAAUUCAAGAGAAAGAACAAGAAGGACUUGACUACCAAUCAAAGAGCCUUGAGAAGAUUAAGAACUGCUUGUGAAAGAGCUAAAAGAACUUUAUCCUCUUCUGCUCAAACCUCUGUCGAAAUCGACUCCUUGUUCGAAGGUAUCGACUUCUACACUUCUAUCACUAGAGCUAGAUUCGAAGAAUUGUGUGCUGACUUGUUCAGAUCCACUUUGGACCCUGUCGAAAAGGUUCUAAGAGACGCUAAGUUGGACAAAUCCGCUGUCCAUGAAAUUGUCCUUGUUGGUGGUUCCACUAGAAUUCCAAAGGUUCAAAAGUUGGUCACUGACUACUUCAACGGUAAGGAACCAAACAGAUCCAUUAACCCAGAUGAAGCUGUUGCUUACGGUGCCGCUGUCCAAGCUGCUAUCUUGACUGGUGACCAAUCUUCCAAGACUCAAGAUUUACUAUUGUUAGAUGUUGCUCCAUUGUCUCUAGGUAUUGAAACCGCUGGUGGUGUCAUGACCAAGUUGAUUCCAAGAAACUCUACUAUCCCAACCAAGAAGUCUGAAAUUUUCUCCACCUAUGCUGAUAACCAACCAGGUGUCUUAAUUCAAGUCUUUGAAGGUGAAAGAGCUAAGACGAAGGAUAACAACUUGUUAGGUAAGUUCGAAUUAUCUGGUAUCCCACCUGCCCCAAGAGGUGUUCCACAAAUUGAAGUCACUUUCGAUGUCGACUCUAAUGGUAUCUUAAAUGUUUCUGCUGUUGAAAAGGGUACUGGUAAGUCUAACAAGAUUACCAUUACUAACGACAAGGGUAGAUUAUCCAAGGAUGAUAUUGAAAGAAUGGUUGCUGAAGCUGAAAAGUUCAAGGAAGAAGAUGAAAAGGAAUCUGCUAGAAUCGCUUCCAAGAACCAAUUGGAAUCCAUUGCUUACUCUUUGAAAUCUACUGUCAGUGAAGCUGGUGAUAAAUUAGAAGAAGCUGACAAAGAAGCUGUCACUAAGAAGGCUGAUGAAACCAUUGCUUGGUUAGACUCUAACUUGACCGCCACUAAGGAAGAAUUCGAUGACCAAUUGAAGGAAUUGCAAGAAGUUGCCAACCCAAUCAUGUCUAAGAUGUACGCUGCUGGUGGUGAACCAGGUGCUGCUCCAGGCGGUUUCCCAGCUGGUGGUGCUCCACCUCCAGCUCCAGAAGCUGAAGGUCCAACUGUCGAAGAAGUUGAUUAA
Naumovozyma castellii is the source of this 1923-nucleotide messenger RNA. It is a transcript of the gene SSA2, whose product is annotated as Hsp70 family chaperone SSA2. The record is from RefSeq and is a predicted model, not a curated record. Lineage: Eukaryota; Fungi; Ascomycota; Saccharomycetes; Saccharomycetales; Saccharomycetaceae. The transcript has a single exon. Bases 1 to 1923 code for a protein of 640 amino acids.